Gastrolobium bilobum is the source of this 1248-nucleotide messenger RNA. RefSeq names its product protein PHLOEM PROTEIN 2-LIKE A1-like. The record is from RefSeq and is a predicted model, not a curated record. NCBI's taxonomy places the organism in Eukaryota, Viridiplantae, Streptophyta, Magnoliopsida, Fabales, Fabaceae. The coding region runs from base 38 to 1009 and encodes 323 amino acids. The transcript is spliced from 3 exons.
CAUUAGUACAAUAUGGACUAAUAGUUCAGGAAGAGAAAUGGGAGCUUCACCUUCAACACCGUCGUCGUCACCGCCGCCGCCGCCUCUGUCUCUGCCGUCGCCCCAGCCACAAUCACAGCCGCUGCCACAGUCACAACCCAAGCCACAGUCACCGCAGUUACGGCCACAAACAGGGUCACAACCCCAGCCACAGUCGCAACCGAAGUUGCAGCCACAGCCAGGGUCACAACCCCAGCCACAAUCACAUGAACCAAUCAGUAGGGAAACAUGGUUGCUGCCUUUUCUAGGUGAGGCAAAAUCCUCCACUAAUAGCACAAAGGCAGUAGAAAAUAUUGCCACAGUUGUAAAACGCAAUGAGACUCAAUCCAUGACGUCCCCAUUGAAACCUUUAAAAGAACUAAAUUUCCCACACAACUAUGAACACAUAUUGAAGGAUGCAGACUCACCAGUUGAUAAAUCUUCCAGGGAAAAGCUCUGUGAUCAACUAUAUGCUGGGGUGUUCUUAGACAAUAAAACCAAGAAAUAUUGGCUAGAAAAGAAGUCAAACAGCAACUGUUUCAUGCUGUAUGCAAGAGCACUCUCAAUCACCUGGGCAGAAGAUCAAAAUUAUUGGAAAUGGGUACUGCAGAAAGAAUCAAGUGGCACAAUGGCAGAGGUGGCUGAACUGAAAAGAGUAUGUUGGCUAGAAGUGCAUGGAAAAUUUGACACUAGAAAGCUUUCACCAGGAAUUCUAUAUGAAGUCUCAUUUAUUGUAAUGUUGAAAGAUGCAGCUCAAGGGUGGGAACUUCCAGUUAAUGUUAGACUUUCCCUUCCUGGAGGAAAGAAACAGCAACACAAGGAAGCUUUAAUUGACAAGUUAAGGAUGCGUUGGAUAGAGGUUCCUGUUGGUGAGUUUGUGGCAUCUGAAAAAGAUGUUGGUGAGAUGGAGAUCUCUAUGUAUGAAUAUGAAGGUGGUAUGUGGAAGCAGGGGCUUGUCAUCAAAGGGGUUGCCAUCAAACCAAAAAACUAGGAAAUAGAUAACUACAAAGUAUAAACUCUAUCUAUGAUGUGUAGAGGAAUCAUAUUCCCAUGCAUGGAGUAAAAAGCAAAUUGCAAUAUUCAUGUCAAAAGACGUAUCAAAAUGGAGAAUUAUAGUUUAGUAUAUGAUCUAAAAUUAUAGAAGGCGAUGCUGCAAAUGUUAUAAUAAUUAUUACUUAAAGGUAAUGUUAGUGUUACAAUUCAAAUAUGGAAUCAUGACUAUCUAAUGUA